Messenger RNA from Anopheles maculipalpis, 483 nucleotides. RefSeq lists its product as uncharacterized. The transcript is spliced from 2 exons. NCBI's taxonomy places the organism in Eukaryota, Metazoa, Arthropoda, Insecta, Diptera, Culicidae. Gene Ontology annotation, molecular function: zinc ion binding; nucleic acid binding. The coding region runs from base 10 to 483 and encodes 157 amino acids. The record is from RefSeq and is a predicted model, not a curated record.
GUCCUGGACAUGCAACGUAUCGCCAGUCGUGCUCCCAUUCCGGAACCCGAACUGAUCAAUAUUAUCCUCGAUGGGCUGGAUAGUCCAUCCCUUACUGCCGGCAUGCGGUUUAUGGCAAACAACGUGGACGACCUGAAGCCGAUGCUAAAGACAUUCGAAACCGUUCGGACCCGAAGAAUCCUCAAGCCGACGACGACAUCACCUUCUGUUCCGGGUAAGGCUGCUGCCUCGACUAGCCGAGAAGCAACGCCAAACAUCAACCGGUGCUACAACUGCUCGGAGUACGGACAUCAUAAGAGUGCCUGCACCCGCCCCAACCGACCACCGGGGGCUUGCUUCAAGUGUUUCCAGAUGGGGCAUAAUUACAAAAAUUGCCCAAAAGCUGUCGCGAAUGCUGCCACACAUCCGGAUACUACUGCUCGCGUUGUGACUGAUGGUACUGAAGCUCUGACGCUAGGCGAGUUACAAGAGGUAGCUCCGUAA